GUGCAUUAGAAUGAGUAAAAAAUGCACUCGUUUACACUAUUCACGUGAAUGAUAGAAUGCUGAACAGAGGGGUCGGGCGAUCCGGCGGCGGAAUGUGUCGCCGAUUUCCUUGGAAUCGACAACAAUAUGGCGUCGAUCUGCACUCAUCGAUGUUCGGGCGGAAGAGUGCGGCCAUUAGCUUUCAGAGAGGGAAGACACGUGAGGUGGAAAACCAUCGAUUUGAAGCACCAUCUUGGAGUCGAGUCGACGUACAUUGGGGGACGGAAACAUCAGGAGCGAAAGGGAAAUCGCCGCAGACUGACAGGGAAGUCGCCGAUUGGAAUUGUAAGCCGCCGGCUUGGGCAAAUCGCUGCUGGGAGGAUAAAGGUUGUUACAGAAGAGCAGUCAAACACAAAGGGAAUUUUGUAGAAGAGAUAGGUGGUUCCCAUGGAUGGUUUGCAGGUAGGCAGAGGGAGGUGCAUAAAGCUUGUUCUGGAAAAGAAUUCUGGGGAUUACGUGGUUCAAGGCAAAAUUCAGGUAAAUUAUAUUCUCACCAUAAAAUGGAGCAAUGGGCAGGGGGGAGAAACCCAGGUUUGGUUUUUUGCCGAUGCUUUGAAUAGAAUUACAAUUGAGAGCAAACUAUUCUACUUUUCCCCAUCACCUUCUGGUUUGCACAUCACUCAAUUUAAGGAUUCUCGCAGCUAUAGUAUCUCUUUUGAUCAUGGUGGGUUUGACUGGUUAUGUGAUAGCUUUAGACAACUUCAAUCAGGUUUUUCUUGGAAUUUCACUCGGUUUGAAAAUCCUAGAAAAUUGACUUUAUCUUUGGAUAGUAAUAGAUAUGGGAGAUUUACAUGCCUACGGUCAUAUGAUAAAGGGAUCAGUACCACUAUUAUUGUGCCUGAAGGAAGGAAUGAACAAGGAUUUGGUUUGUUCUAUAUGACUUUACUCCGUCAUCUAGAUUUAUUGAAGGAGGUUAAAAAUGGGGCUUUGCAAAGCUGUUCAGAAGACCUUGGGAAUAUAUGCUCUUAUACUUCUGAUAAAUAUGACUUUGAGAACACCGAGUCCAUUCCUUUUUUGCUUUUUCAUGCUGAUCUAGUUGAUUAUGGUUAUUAUACUACCUUUGAUCCAUGGAGUCCUCUUAGGGAAACUAGCUCCAUUUUUGAGGCAAGUGUGGUUGGGACAGAUGUGGGUUUGAAUCCGGGGGAAAUCCCAAAAGUUACGCCACUCACCGUGAGUGUUGAGGGCACUAUGGAUUCUUCAAACAAGGAGGCCUCUCACAGCAACGAACAAAGGGAACAAAAUAAUAGCGCACAAAAAGCUGAUAUUCAAGGUUCAACAAUCACUUUGGAUAUGUCUUCUUCUGAUUUGAAUUCUUCUUCAUCGAAGGAAAUAACUAACUGCUCCAAGAAGAACGUGAAAGAGAAUGAUAAUGUUUUUUCCAAGAGAAAGGUUGUGGGAAAGAAGACUACUAUUUCAUACCCUUCUCUCCAAGAUCUUAUCACUCAAUUCAAGGCAGAUGAAAUGAGUUUAGACAAAAGGAUGAAACCUCAAACAUUGGUUCAGAGUGUUGGUUUUUCUUCAUCUACUUCAUCGGUGACUUCUCGAGGUUUAGUUGAUCAAAACGAUUUAAUGGAGGCCACUGAAGAUUGUUCUUUCACUCCAGUUAUUUCUCGGCGUAACAAGAAAAAACUUGCUAUUCAGGCUACUUCUAUGCAAACUAGGUCACAAUUGCGCUUGAAAGCUUAAUCUUUAGCUUAGUUUGCUGUCUUUAACUUAGUUUAUCAUUAGCGCAUGUAUUGCUUUCGACUUUUUUAAAUAAAAAUAAAUCUGAGAGGUUAAAAAAAAACACUAUUCAC
Messenger RNA from Cuscuta epithymum, 1835 nucleotides. The record is from the annotation of a GenBank genome assembly. NCBI's taxonomy places the organism in Eukaryota, Viridiplantae, Streptophyta, Magnoliopsida, Solanales, Convolvulaceae.